Molecule: messenger RNA, 1837 nt
Organism: Papilio xuthus (Asian swallowtail)
Lineage: Eukaryota; Metazoa; Arthropoda; Insecta; Lepidoptera; Papilionidae
Product: synaptic vesicle glycoprotein 2B
Exons: 11
Coding region: 57-1553 (498 amino acids)
Biological process (GO): transmembrane transport
Cellular component (GO): membrane
Molecular function (GO): transmembrane transporter activity
Source: RefSeq, a predicted model, not a curated record
GUGAUAGAGUGUUGGUGAUUUUUUUAAAGUUAAUUUCUUAAUUAAAGUAUUACAAAAUGGUGGUUAAGAAAUUAGAAAAGGUGUCAUAUGAAGAUGCUCUUGAGAUGACGGGCUUUGGCAAGUUCAACUAUCUAAUGCUCGCACUUGUGGGCAGCAUGAUCAUGGGCAUGGCCUCCGAGAUCUUCUCCGUAUCGUUCCUUGUGACAGCGAGCGCCUGUGAACUGGCCACUGUCAGCUCCCAGCAGGCGCUCAUAGCAGGCACUCCUUUAGUCGGUAUCAUAGCAUCGUCUCAUUUCUGGGGUUACCUAGCAGACACGCAGGGCAGGCGCAAGAUACUCAGCGUGUCGCUGUUGACAGGGUUUGGUGCGGGUUUCCUCGCCACCUUUUCACCGAAUUGGAUUGUUUACAUGCUCCUUAAGUUUGCCUCGUCAUGUGGCGUGGCCGGUACGUACGCGCUAGCGCUCACCCUGCUCGGUGAGUGCACGCCACACACGAAGAGGACCACUAUGAUCGCUUACACCACUAGCAUCUUCCUCAUCUGCACCGGCUCCAUGGCAAUUAUAACAAUACCAGUGCUGCCGCUUACGUUCUCAUAUUACAUCCCGUACCUGAAUAUACACUUCAAUUCCUGGCGACUGCUUAACAUCAUCUACUGCAUCCCGUGUGCUCUAAGCGGGCUCGGUGUACUCAAGUCCUACGAAAGUCCCAAGUACUUGCUCAGUGUGGGAGAAGAAGAUAAAGCUUUAGAAAUACUGAGAGGAAUAAAUGCUAUUAACAACGGGAAAGACGCCGAAUUCAAGGUGAUGUCAGUGACCUUAGACGAAGACAGAAAAGCAACUGACGUGGUAGGCCUGUGGGCGUCACUUAAAUCGCAAACGACGCCGCUACUCAAACCUCCGCUUUUGAAGAAAACUUUGCUACUGUCUUUGUUGUUUAUCAUUGUUUAUUUUUGUUUGAACCCGUACAUGGUAUGGCUGCCGUACAUAGCGGACGGUAUGAUGCGCGCCAUAGAACGAGACGACAGUAACAUCACAUUCUGUCAAAUGCUGCAGACUUCACUUGACGUCACUAAGACACAGACAGCGAAUUGCGGCUUGGAUCAAACCGCCAUGAUAAUGGUGUUCUGUAUUGAUGUUUUCAUGGCUAUACUGAACUUAAUCCUGACCACAAUUAUGACUUGUACUGGAAGGAAAACACUUCUUAUUUCACUGCAGCUAUUGUCUGGGGUAGCGGGUCUGCUGGUGAACUUAAGUAGCAGUUGGAUUGUUAGCAACAUCCUCUUUAUCAUCUACGUGUCAGGGGUUCUCAACUUUGGUUUCCUGGCUACAUUCGUCGUCGAUGUUUUCCCUACAUAUGUCAAGGCGAUGGCGGUGUGCCUGUGCUUAAUGGUGGGACGUGGCAGCUCGGUUCUAGGCAUCAACAUCCUUAAGGCGCUGCUGACCGACCACUGCCAGCUCUCUUUCUACGGCUUCGCUGGACUUGCUAUAGUUGGAGGGCUGAUAAGUUUUCUUCUGCCAUCGGACUUAAAGAAAAAGAAGAAUGUCGAACCUUAAUCUGUUAUUUAUAAGUAUUUUAUGUAAAUGAUAUACGCUGGCUGUGAUAAUGACAUUUAAUGAAUACGGGGCGAGAGAGAAGUAAAAUCAAUUUAAAAAUUGAAAGCGCAAUAAUAUAAUAACAAUACGUUAAAGUUUGUAUUUAAGAAAUAAAAAUGCUGUAAAACGCUAAUCUUUUAAAAUUAAAUUCUUCUAAGACUUGUUUUAUACGUAUUGUUGUCUCAAUUUUGUUAAAGAGUGUGAAAGAGAUGGCAACAUGUUUGUACACAAGUGAAAUGUAAAGC